This is a messenger RNA of Candidula unifasciata, 408 nucleotides long. Lineage: Eukaryota; Metazoa; Mollusca; Gastropoda; Stylommatophora; Geomitridae. The record is from the annotation of a GenBank genome assembly.
AUGCUCGUCUUCGCUCUACUGCUCGUCCUGCCUGCCCUGAUCAUUGCCGCUCCACCAGCCAAUCUGGAGGAAGACCUCUUCAAACUUCUGGAUGAAGAUAGUGACAACAAGAUUAGCGAGGCAGAGGCUGUCAGCUACCUUUUGGGAUUUGACGGAGACAAGGACGGCACCAUCAACGCUCAAGAGUUUGCCACCAACGUCGACAAGGUUGACCCAGCCUUCGCCGGACACGAGAAAGCUCUCUUUGAUCUUCUCGACAAAGACGCAAACGGAAAGUUAGACGGCAAGGUGAACAAGAGUGGCCUGGAGGCUGCCUUCAAACUUAUAGAUACCGACAAUAAUGGCCAAAUUUCCAGAAGCGAGUUUGGCAAAGCUUUCGCUGACAUCAUCACCAACAUUGGGGGUUAA